AUGGGCUUGUUUGGCAGCAAAAAUCAUCUGGUGUCCAAUGAGAAACACACUUCUGGAGGCAACACAAAAACCAAGGGAAAACCUCCUCCUGCCCCACCCAAGGGGAGACAAGUUAUCAACAACCCUCAUCUAAAACAAGCCUCUGCACAAGAUCACUUGUUCGUGGUUGCACUGUACGAUUUUCCUGCCUCAAGUGACCGUGACCUGGAGCUGGUCAAGGGAGAGAAACUCCAGGUCCUUUCCAACGAGGGGGAAUGGUGGCUGGCAAAGUCCCUCAGCACUGGGAGGAAAGGAUACAUCCCCAGCAACUUCGUGGCACAAGUGGACAGUUUGGAAGAGGAAAAGUGGUAUUUUAGAACUCUGAGCAGAAAAGAUGCUGAACGGCUGCUGUUGUCUUCUGGGAACAAAGUUGGCUCUUUCCUUGUCAGGGAGAGUGAAACCACCAAAGAUGCCUAUUCCCUGUCUGUGAGAGACAGCAACUCUGCUCAUGGGGAUGUCAUCAAACACUACAGGAUCCGCUCCCUGGAUGGUGGGGGGUACUACAUCUCCCCCAGGAUGACUUUCUCCAGCCUGCCAGAGCUCAUCCAUCAUUACAGCCAGAAAGGGGAUGGGCUGUGCCAGCGUCUCACAGCUCCCUGCACAUCCCUGGUGCCCCAGAGACCCUGGGCCCAGGACGAGUGGGAGAUCCCUCGGGAGGCCCUGAAGCUUGUGAAGAAGCUGGGCAGUGGGCAGUUUGGGGAAGUGUGGAUGGGCUACUACAAGAACAACGUCAAAGUGGCUGUGAAGACCAUGAAGGAGGGCAGCAUGGAUCCUGAUGCCUUCCUGGCAGAGGCAAACCUGAUGAAGAAGCUGCAGCACAACAAACUGGUCCGGUUGUACGCCGUGGUCACCAAGCAGCCCAUCUACAUUGUGACAGAGUACAUGGCCAAUGGGUGUUUGCUGGAUUUCCUGAAGACAGAAGAAGGAAGCCAACUCAAUCUCCCCAAACUCAUUGAUAUCUCUGCUCAGGUGGCAGAGGGCAUGGCCUACAUCGAGCGCAUGAACUUCAUCCACCGGGACCUGAGGGCUGCCAACAUCCUCGUCUCAGAGACACUCUGCUGCAAAAUCGCUGAUUUUGGCCUGGCCAGGCUCAUCGAGAACGAGUACCUGGCUCAGGAAGGUGCCAAAUUCCCCAUCAAAUGGACAGCUCCAGAGGCCAUUAACUAUGGGGUUUUCACCAUCAAAUCUGAUGUGUGGUCAUUUGGGAUCCUCCUGACAGAGAUCAUCACCUAUGGCCGGAUUCCUUAUCCAGGGAUGACCAACCCCGAGGUGAUUCGCAACCUGGAGCGGGGCUACCGCAUGCCCUGCCCGGAGCUGUGUCCCGGGGAGCUCUACAGCAUCAUCCUCAAGUGCUGGCGCAGCAUCCCCGAGGAGCGCCCCACCUUCGAGUACCUGCAGUCCGUGCUCGAGGACUUCUACACCUCCACGGAGAAGCAGUACGAGCCCGAGCCGCAGCAGUGA
Cinclus cinclus is the source of this 1500-nucleotide messenger RNA. RefSeq names its product BLK proto-oncogene, Src family tyrosine kinase (gene BLK). Lineage: Eukaryota; Metazoa; Chordata; Aves; Passeriformes; Cinclidae. Gene Ontology annotation, molecular function: ATP binding; non-membrane spanning protein tyrosine kinase activity; signaling receptor binding. Bases 1 to 1500 code for a protein of 499 amino acids. The record is from RefSeq and is a predicted model, not a curated record. Gene Ontology annotation, cellular component: extrinsic component of cytoplasmic side of plasma membrane. Gene Ontology annotation, biological process: innate immune response; cell surface receptor protein tyrosine kinase signaling pathway; cell differentiation. The transcript is spliced from 12 exons.